Messenger RNA from Aureobasidium vineae, 3261 nucleotides. The record is from the annotation of a GenBank genome assembly. Lineage: Eukaryota; Fungi; Ascomycota; Dothideomycetes; Dothideales; Saccotheciaceae.
AUGGAUGAGCAGCAAUUCGUCGGACUCCUCGAGAGUCUGAUGCAGCCCGACACUGAGCGUGUCAAGUCCGCAACCGCCACCUUGAACAAGACAUACUACGGUAACCCUGCCUCGCUCACUGCCUUGCUCCACAUCUUGGUCUCGCACCAGAGCCCCAACCUUCGCCAACUGGCUGCUAUCGAGUCCCGCAAGCUCGUCAAGAAGCACUGGCUCGACCUCCCCAACGACCAGAAGCCCCAGAUCCGCGAGCAGCUCUUGCAGUCCACCCUCAGCGAGGAGCAGUCGCUUGCCCGUCACUCUAAGGCUCGAGUUAUUGCCUCGAUCGCUCAGAUUGACCUCGCCGAUGGCCAAUGGUCCGACCUCCCCGACUUCCUCCAGAACGCUUCGACCAGCCAGACCGCCAGCCACCGCGAGGUUGGUGUCUACAUCAUCUACACACUCCUCGAGACCAUGCCCGACAUGUUCCAGGAGAACAUGGGCGCCAUGCUCCAGCUCUUCACAAAGACCAUUCAGGACCCCGAGAACGCCGAGGUCAGAAUCAACACAAUGCUUGCUCUCUCCGAGAUCUGCAUGGUUCUUGACACCGACGAGGACCCCCAGUCGCUCAAGGCUUUCCAGGACACUAUUCCCCACAUGGUCCGCGUUCUGCAGCAGGCCGUCGACGACGGCGAGGAGGACCGCGCCAUGCAGGCCUUCGAGGUCUUCAACAAGCUCCUCAGCUACGAGUCUGCUUUCCUGAACGCCCACUUUGGUGACCUCAUGCAGUUCAUGAUGCAACUUUCUGCCAAUACCAACGUCGACGACGACUCGCGUUCUCAGGCUCUUUCUUUCCUCAUGCAGGCCGUCAGAUACCGCAAGCUCAAGGUCCAGGGUCUGCGCAUUGGUGAGCAGCUCACAACCACCUCCCUCCAGAUCGUUACCGAGCUUGGUGAGCUUUCCGCCGAGGACGAGGACAUCACUCCUGCCCGCUCUGCUCUUGGUCUGCUCGACAUUCUUUCCGAGAACCUCCCUCCCAGCCAGGUCGCUGUUCCUCUUCUCCGUGCCAUCGGUCCCUUUGUUCAGAACCCCAACGCCGACUACCGUCGUGCUGGUAUUCUCGCUCUGGGUAUGUGCGUUGAGGGUGCCCCCGACUUCAUCAGCACUCAGCUCUCCGAGAUUCUUCCCAUGGUCCUCCACUUGCUUGAGGACCCCGAGGUCCGCGUCCGUUCGGCUGCCCUCAACGGUGUCGCCAGACUUGCUGAUGACCUCGCUGAGGAGAUGGGCAAGGAGCACGCCCGUCUCAUCCCCGCUCUUGUCAAGAACUUCGACCUUGCUAUGCAGCAGUUGAAUGGACCCGCUGGUGACGAGAACCUGGCUAUCAUCAAGCAGAGCUGCAUGGCCAUUGAUUCGAUGAUUGAGGGUCUUGACAAGGAGGACGCUUCCAAGUAUGUUGGUGAGCUAAUCCCCAGACUCAGCCCUCUGUUCCAGCACCCCGAUGUCAAGGUUCAGAUCUCGGCCAUCGGUGCCACUGGUUCCAUCGCUUCUGCCAGUGAGUCGGCUUUCAUGCCUUACUUCGAGGGCACCAUGCAGACUCUUGGCCAGUUUGUUUCUCUCAAGGACUCCGAGGACGAGCUCGAGCUCCGUGGCGUUGUCUGCGACUCGCUCGGCAAGAUCGCCUCUGCUGUUGGCGCUGAUGCCUUCCAGCCUUACGUCACCCCUCUUAUGCAGGCUUCUGAGGAAGCUCUGCACCUCGACCACCCCAGACUCCGCGAGACCAGCUACAUUCUCUGGAGUACCAUGUCCAAGGUCUACGAUGACAAGUUCGCCCCUUACCUCGCUGGUGUUGUCAAGGGCCUGAUUGAGUGCCUCCAGCAGGACGAGAGCGAGGAUGGUAUUACCCUUGGCGAGGAGGCCAGAGAGCUUCUUGGCCAGGAGAUCACCAUCGCUGGCAAGAAGGUCAAGGUUGCAGACAUGAGUGCUGACGAUGACGACACCACCAUUGACGUCGAUGACGAAGAUGAGGACGACUGGGAUGACCUUGGUGCUGUUACUGCUGUUGCCAUGGAGAAGGAGAUCGCUGUUGAGGUUAUCGGUGAUGUCCUUACUCACACCCGCGGCCACUUCCUCCCUUACUUCCAGCAGUGCGUCGAGGCUGUCCUCGGCCUUGUCGACCACACUUUCGAGGGUGUCCGCAGAUCUGCCAUUGGCACUCUCUGGAGAGGUUAUGCCUCUCUCUGGGCCAUGGCUGAGGACAACGGCAUGGCCAAGUGGCAGUCUGGCCUUCCUCUCAAGGUCCAGGCCACUGAGGACCUGAUGAAGCUCAGCAGUCUGAUCAUGACUGCCACCCUUGCUCUCUGGCAGGACGAAGUUGACCGUGGUACCGUCACCGACAUCCACCGUAACCUCGCCGCUACCCUCAGANAGCUUUGCGGACCCGCCAUCCUUACCGCCAACAUUGGCGAGAAUGCCGCGUCCCCCGUUCAGCAGAUCGUCGAGAUGAUCCUCUCGAUCUUGCAAAAGAGACACAUCUGCCAGCAGGACCUUGAUGGUGAGGACGAGUUCGACGUCGAGUUGGAGUCAUCCGAGUACGACUGGCUGGUCAUUGAGACUGCCAUGGAGGUCAUCACCUGCCUGGCUGCCGCCCUCGGCGAGUCCUUUGGUGAGCUCUGGCAAAUCUUCGAGAAGCCCGUUGUCAAGUACGUCAGCGGACAAGAGAAGUACGAGCGCAGCGCUGCCGUCGGCACCAUUGCUGAGGCCGUUGGUAACAUGGGUGCUUCCGUCACUCCUUACACCGCCAGUCUUAUGAAGAUGCUACUCAAGCGCCUUGGAGACGAGGACCCGGAAGUCCGUAGCAACGCUGCCUACGGUACUGGUCUUCUUUGCGAGAAGAGCACCGACGAGAGCCAGAUUACCGGCCAGUACAACACCAUCCUCGCCAAGCUCGAGCCUCUGUUGCACCAGCAGCAAGAGGCCCGUCUCCUUGACAACUCUGCUGGCUGUGUCGCUCGCAUGAUCAAGAGACACCCCAACAACGUUCCUCUCGGGGACGUCCUCCCCGUCCUGAUCCAGCUUCUCCNNCCCCUCAGAGAGGAUUACGAGGAGAACGAAGCCGUCUUCGAGAUGAUCGUUGCCCUCUACCAGCAGCAGAACACUGUCAUCCAGGGCCUUACCGGCUCUAUCUUGCCAGUGCUGCAANAGGUGCUGAGCCCUCCUGAGGAGCAGCUCAGCGACGAGACACGCCAAAAGGUGAUGCAGUUGGCACAGUACCUCCAGUCGCAAUAG